AUGAAGUCAAUUACAACAUCAAUUGAAAUCAAUGCACCAGCUGCAAAAGUUCGGGAAUUCUUUUUAGAUUACAAAAACCAUAAGAAUUGGAAUCCAUUUCUUGUUAAUUUUGAAAAGUAUACCAAUAAAUCUAAAGAAGAAUUAUUAGUUGGUGAUCGUUUAAAAAUUGACAUGAAACCAAAGGGGAAUUCUUCUCCAAUGUCAAUGUAUCCUACUGUUUUGGUUAAUGAUGAAUAUGAAUUCAAAUGGUUGGGUGUUUUAUGGUUUAAUUGGUUAUUUAGUGGUGCUCAUUCAUUUAAAUUUGACAAAAUAGAUGGAAAUACCACGAAACUUGUUCAAAGUGAAAUCUUUGGUGGAAUCUUAAUUCCUUUAUUUAAUUGGAUGGGUAUAUUUGAACAGACUGAAGGGUCAUUUAUCUUAUUGAAUGAAGCUUUAAAGGAACAAGUUGAACUGUUAGAUUAA
This is a messenger RNA of Hemisphaericaspora subhashii, 462 nucleotides long. RefSeq lists its product as uncharacterized. The record is from RefSeq and is a predicted model, not a curated record. The transcript has a single exon. Bases 1 to 462 code for a protein of 153 amino acids. Lineage: Eukaryota; Fungi; Ascomycota; Pichiomycetes; Serinales; Debaryomycetaceae.